UUGACUUUCGACGCAGACAUCGCAGGAUUCAUGUUUGCUUCUUAAAUAUACAGACAGGACAUUCACUUAAACAAGUAAAACUUGAACUCUUUCAGUACUAGACAUUUUUAGGUAAAACAAAAUGAGGGGAUUUCAUAAUGAUUUGCCAGAUGACCUUCCAGAGGACUUCUGGAUACCCGUCACUCUGCCCAGCAAAAACUUCACAUCCUACAGUCCAUUUUUGGUUCCUCAGGACCACUUGGGCGGUUCGGGCAUGUUCUACGCCAUGGCAGGAUUCAUGUUGUUUGUGUUUGUGGUGGGUACUGGCAUCAACAUGCUCACCAUUGCGUGCACCGCCAAGUACAAGAAGCUGCGGUCUCACCUCAACUACAUCCUGCUGAACUUGGCCGUCGCCAACCUCCUGGUGUCCUGCGUGGGCUCCUUCACUGCCUUCUGCUCCUUUGCAUCAAGAUAUUUUAUCUUUGGGGCUCUAGCAUGCAAGAUUGAAGGUUUUAUGGCAACACUGGGCGGUAUGGUGAGCCUCUGGUCUCUAGCUGUUAUAGCUUUUGAAAGAUGGCUGGUUAUCUGCAAGCCACUCGGUAACUUUAUCUUCAAGCCCGACCAUGCGAUGGCUUGCUGCGUAUUCACGUGGGUGUUUGCACUACUUGCCUCAGUUCCUCCACUGGUAGGAUGGAGCAGGUAUAUCCCAGAAGGCCUCCAGUGCUCCUGUGGACCAGACUGGUACACCACAAACAACAAAUACAACAAUGAAUCCUAUGUGAUGUUUCUUUUCUGCUUCUGCUUCGCUGUUCCGCUUACCACCAUCAUCUUCUGCUAUAGUCAGCUACUUUUUACACUAAAAAUGGCAGCAAAGGCUCAGGCUGAGUCUGCCUCCACUCAGAAAGCAGAGAGGGAGGUGACCAGGAUGGUGGUGGUCAUGGUGAUGGGCUUCCUUGUGUGUUGGAUGCCCUAUGCCUCCUUUGCUCUCUGGGUUGUGAACAACCGGGGGCAGCCUUUUGACCUUCGACUGGCCACCAUACCUUCCUGCUUCUCAAAGGCUUCUGCUGUCUACAACCCGAUUAUCUACAUACUGCUUAAUAAACAGUUUCGCUCGUGCAUUCUGAUGAUGCUUGGUAUGGGUGGAGGUGAAGAGGAGUCCACCACAUCACAGUCGGUGACUGAAGUUACCAAAGUUGGACCUGCUUAGACAGAGCAUCAACAGAAAAAGGGCAAAGCACAGUUGAUUUGUGAAUUGAUCUGUGAACUGUAAAUAACAGUAAAGGAAUGUGUGCGUGUGUGCGUGCCAAUAUGCAAGUCAAGUGAGACAGAAAUAGUUGGUGAAGUCCAAAAUAAUAAUAAAAAAAGGCAACAUGUUUGAUGUAUCGUGUUAAUUGUCUACACAAAAAGUGUGAUUAUGUGGCAAAUCUAUAUAUUUAAAAACUUCCGGUAC
This is a messenger RNA of Betta splendens (Siamese fighting fish), 1429 nucleotides long. RefSeq names its product blue-sensitive opsin-like. Gene Ontology annotation, molecular function: G protein-coupled receptor activity. Gene Ontology annotation, biological process: G protein-coupled receptor signaling pathway; visual perception; phototransduction. Gene Ontology annotation, cellular component: photoreceptor outer segment; membrane. The coding region runs from base 122 to 1186 and encodes 354 amino acids. The transcript has 5 exons. The record is from RefSeq and is a predicted model, not a curated record. NCBI's taxonomy places the organism in Eukaryota, Metazoa, Chordata, Actinopteri, Anabantiformes, Osphronemidae.